GGAAGAAGAAGAAGAAGUUUUCUCCAACGUGAGGAUCGAUCGAUCGUGUCUACGCGAGACGACGAUGACGUCCCGCGUUCGUGACCGUUCCUCGACGAGGGAAGAAAGAUCGAAGGUGGCCUCGUCUCGCGUCAAGGAUCGUCUCCACGACGGGGAGGAUCGGGCGUUGAAUCACAAGGGGAAUCGUUACCAUUUCGGGAUGACGAGGAGCGAGGAGAGGGAGGAGGCGAGCAAGAACGGGCGAGACUACGGGACGGAAGACGGGAACGUAAACGCGGACUUGUUGUACAAAAAGAGCAAGGAACACUUUGGCGCGUGGGAUAUCAAGGACAUUGUGCAGGACGAGAGUUGGAGAUCGAGGAGGCAGACGGAUCGAUUGACGAACGGCCGGUCCAGAGAUGUUUGCGUCGAGGACGUCGACGAGGUGAGGACGGAGGGAUCGGGUGUCGAUCCCCGAGUUUCCUCGACGCACAGGUUGAGGAGGAAGGAGAGGUGGGAAAGCUCGGACGGUUCGAAAAUUUCCGCCGCGAAAUCGGGUCGAGCUGGGAGAGGCGAACUCUCGAAAGAGAUGGAGAAUUUGAGCGUCGUCGACGGGAGAUCGGGCGAGGAUCGAGCAAGAUCGAUCAGGACGAUGAUCGAGCGGUUCAAGCCGAGGGAAGAGGAGUCCAAGUCCAAGUUACGUCCGAGGGAGUGGAAUUCGAGCGAGAGGGAGGGGUACGGGUCGAGAAAGGACGGAGGUCGAGGUGAACUUCGUACAGAUCGUGUCACGGAUAUUAACGAUCGCGAUAGGGGCAGGAUCCAGAAAGACGAUCCGGCGGAGGAGCGCGGGCCCUCGAGAGGAUCCAAGUUGGGAGGGGCGGAGAGGUACGAGGAGGCCGGGAGAAGUGGUUCCGUGGAUCGAAGGACGGAAAAAUUCAACGACCCGGCUGCGGAAAAGAGGCGUUCGAGGGAGACGGCGUUCGAAGGCGACGUUUCGCGGAGGAGGGAGGGCAACUCGAGGAGGCGAAGUUACGUGUACGACGGUAACCCGGACGAUUUCGAGGUGAGGAUACAGAGGUACGAGAGAGGCGUCGCGGAUGCUGGCAGACCAACCGUGGAUUCGUCCAAGCGGGUCCCCUCGAAGGAAUCGGGCGUCGAUUCGGGGAGGAGGGAUUCCUUCAAGGAUCCUCACGAUCGGCAGGUAACGAGGAAGAGCUCGUUCAACAAGUGUUGCGACGCGAGGAGGAACUCUCACCACUCUCGGGACAGAGAAUCGAGCAAGGAUCGUGAGAACGAGCCGUGCUCGGGAAAGAGUUCGUUCAAAAGCCAGGAGAGGAAACACUCGGGAAGGGAAAAUCCGGAGCAGCGCGUUUCGUCCAAGGACUACGAGGGAGGAGGGAGGAAGAAUUGCUCCAAGGAAUCGGACUCGGAUUACGGGAGGAUUUUGUCGAGGAAUCGAGACGACGAGGAGGAGAGGAAGCGCUCGUUCAAAGGGCACAACUCCGAUACAGGCGUCAGCCGAAUCGCUUUCAAGGACGCUGAUUCGACGAGGGUACACUCGUGCAAGGAUCGAGAGGCGGACGUCGGCUCGAGAGUGAGCUUCGACGUGGGGCGUAAGAACUCGUUGAAGGAGAAGAGCGUAGAAUUUGGCGGGAUCUCGUACAGGGAUCACGACGACGAGGCGGAUCCAAGAUCGUCGGCCGGCCGGGACAACGAGGCGGCGAGAAGGAGGCGCUCCCCUAACGGCCGGUACGUCGAGUUCGGCGGUGUCUCUUUUCAGAGCGAGGCGGACGACUCGGAGGCGAGCCCUUCGAACGAACCUUCGAGGGGCUGGCCGAAGGAGCGCGGGGAUACGUCGAGGAGGCGAGGUUGCUCCUCGAGGGGCAAGAAUCGGGAAGAGGGCGAUAGCGAUAAAAGAUCGGACAGGCAUUCGAGACCGUUGACACCGCCGAAACGGGAGGGCGGGGAGGAAUUCGAUUCGAAGGCAUGGCACGAGAGCAACCGGAUUUUCGCCGCCAACUACAUCCGAGAGAACAGCAGAUACCGGGCGAAUCCGGAGGGCCGUUCGGAGAUCGAUCGAGAUCCAUCCCCGGAAUUGGGGAUCCAACAGCCCCGAGACAAUAGGAUUCAUCGUUCUUGCCUUGAGGAGGGGUCGAACGAGUUGGAGGAAGGGUCGAAGGCUCGAAGGAAAUCCGAGGAAAGUCCGAGGGCGUACGCGUUGGGGAGAAACGGGGAACACCCGGGGAGAGACGGCGAUGCGAGCAGAUACGCGUCGUCGACUCACGAAGGGAGGAACGGGGCGACGAUCAUCAGGAUCAGAUCGAGCCCGGAAACGGGUGUCGAGAGGAGACGUCGUCGUCGUCCUGCGCAGGACGCGUACGCGGGGAGACGGAGGCGUUGCGAGGAUCCGGGGGAGGACGAAGAGGACAGCGAGGAGGACGAGGAGGGCGACGAUCGGCGCGGAGGGUUUAUACCUGGAAGAGGCGUUUCCACACCUUCGAGAAGAGUCUGGAAUUACCGCGAAGGGGGUGUCCUGAUCACGGACGUCGAGGAGGGCCAACCUUGUUUGCAAUGCGGGGACUCGUGUUCGGGAUUCUCACCGCACACUUGGAGAAAGAACUGCACCAGUUGCAAGUGUCCCCGUGAGGCGCACGAUGUGUGCCACGAGGAAUGGGUGUCGGUCAGGUCUCGUUUGGGCCUGAAAGGCGAGGAAUUUUCGUGUCCGGCUACUUUCGACCCCAGGGGGAAGGGCCUCGCCUGGGCACCUCCUGGUCUACCAGCUCACAAGGUGGAGGAAUACUUUUCCAUGCUACCGGAAAAAUCCGUGCCUAGGUUAGGUACGCCCGGAGAACGAUACAGGGAUCGACAAUUGGCAUUUCAGCUGCCUAAGCAGGACUUAGCCAGAGCUUAUUGUCGCCACUUGAAUCCGAAACAUGCCAGCAGUGCUGACGAUUUUAUGGCGGCAAGGAACGAGAUCGCGUUGGAUAUCGGAAGCGUACAGGAAGUGCUUGAAAGAGAUGAUUGCGGUGCGUGUCACACGCCAUUAAAAUACGGCACCCUUGCCGUAUCUGCGAGCAAAUUGGGUCUUCUGUACCAUCCUGCAUGCUUUCGUUGCACCGAGUGCAAGGAACUUCUCGUCGAUCUUGCUUAUUGCGUACAUGACGACACACUAUUCUGCGAAAGACAUUAUGCCGAACAGUUGAAACCAAGGUGCGCGGCUUGCGACGAGUUGAUUUUCAGUGGCGAGUACACGAAGGCGAUGAGCAAGGAUUGGCACAGCGGCCACUUCUGUUGCUGGCAGUGCGACGAGUCUUUGACCGGGCAACGCUACGUGCUGAGGGACGAGCACCCUUACUGCAUCAAGUGCUACGAGAGCGUGUUCGCGAAUGGGUGCGAGGAGUGCAACAAAAUCAUCGGUAUCGAUUCCAAGGAUUUGUCGUACAAGGAUAAGCAUUGGCACGAGGCCUGUUUCCUGUGCAACAGGUGCAGAGUGUCCUUGGUGGACAAACAGUUCGGUAGCAAGGUGGACAAGAUCUACUGCGGGAAUUGUUACGACGCCCAAUUCGCCAGCCGUUGCGAUGGAUGCGGCGAGAUCUUCCGUGCCGGUACGAAGAAGAUGGAGUACAAGACCAGGCAGUGGCACGAGAAGUGCUUCUGCUGCGUGGUGUGCAAGAACCCGAUCGGGACUAAGAGCUUCAUCCCGCGCGAGCAGGAGAUCUAUUGCGCCGCGUGCUACGAGGACAAGUUUGCCACUCGAUGCGUUAAGUGCAACAAGAUCAUCACCAGCGGUGGGGUAACGUACAAGAACGAGCCGUGGCACAGAGACUGCUUCACCUGUAGCAACUGUAACAAUUCCCUGGCUGGCCAGCGAUUCACGUCUCGCGACGACAAGCCCUAUUGCGCCGAUUGUUUCGGAGAACUGUUCGCCAAGAGAUGCACCGCCUGCUCCAAACCGAUAACAGGCAUUGGCGGGACUCGCUUCAUCUCUUUCGAGGACAGGCAUUGGCAUAACGACUGUUUCAUCUGCGCGGGUUGCAAGACCUCGUUGGUCGGCCGCGGUUUCAUCACCGACGGCGAAGACAUCAUCUGCCCCGAUUGCGCCAAGAUGAAGCUCAUGUAAACGUUCAUUUCGGUGGUGCAAAACAACAUCGAAGCGAAGAGGAAACGAACGAGAAGAAAGGAAGAGGGGGGAGGGAGGGGAGAAGAGAAUUUGAGAUACAACGGUGUCCAGCUUGUGUAACGCGAAUAUGUAUAAUAUAUAUAUCCUCGCUAAAAUUUUUGCCUUCGAAACAGAAAAAGAGACUCCGCUUCGGGAAAAGGUGGAAAGUCGAUCAAUCUUGACGAUGAUCGAGGAUGUCGCGAUAAAAAUUACCGUGUUUCUCCGAUACCAAUUCGAUAUUAUAUUUUCAGGAAAUAUAUAUAUAUAUAUAUUAAUAUACGUGUCCAUAGCGGAGAAAUGCUGUAUUUUUUAUCGAGGAGGGGAAAAAGUCGGAAGAAAAAAAUCGGAUAUCCUUUCGCGAUAAUUUUUUUUUCGCAUAGAUAAACGAUAGAUAAGUCUCUGUUCUUCUUGGUAUUUAAUACGCGGUAUUUUCUCGAAGCAGAGAGCGCGCGAGCUGACACGGGGGUACUUGCUAGCUUCGUAGUUUUUUAGAGGCCUUUUUUUUAGUCACAUUUGCGAUUCCGAUUAUUCCUGAUUUCUCCCUCGGGCAGAUAAUGAUCGAGGAGAAACCAAGAACCGAGGGUGUUGAAACGAGGAAUAUCGAACGAGCGUACGAUAAAUAUUCGCGCGUUGCAGAAAGACUUCGAAGAAAAUUGCUUCGAAGAAUUGAAAGAGAAUCGAAACGCCUUAACGUUAUAAUUAAUGUCGGCGAGUCGUUGAAAUUAUUAUACAUAUAUAUAUAUAUAUAUAUAUAUAUAUAUAUAUAUAUAUUUGGAGAAUGGAACGAAGCUACGUACUGUCGUGAUGUUAUUUAACGUUAUUGUUUUUUUUCUUCUUCUUCUUUUCGCUUUGUACACAAUGGUAGAAAAGAGCGCGAUAAGAAUAAACGCGAGGAAUAAAAAUAAAAAAAAACGAGAGGAAAAAAAAAUAGAUGGAUCCUAUAUAUUCUUACGGAACUAAAUUUGAUAUAUGGAUAAUAUUAUUUUUAUUUAACUUAACUCACACGUACACACACGCGCGCACACACACACACACACACACACACACACACACACACACAUACACGCAUAUACACUCAAAAAAGCGCGAACAAUUAUACACAUACACAUCAACGCGAUGCCUUUAACAUGCGCGAAAAAACUGCACCCUUUUCUCUCUCUCUUGCUCUCUCUCUUCCCUAUCUCUAUCUCUAUCGCUCUGCGAUAUUGUACAGUAACACUCGUGCAAAAUUCGAGUAUAACGAACGAUUAAUUAAAACGAUGGGGCUCGGGUGCAUAGUUGUUGACAACGAAUGAAAAAGUUUUAAAAGAUUCAAAAAGUUCGACAUACGAGAUAUUUAAAUUUACGUUAUAUAUAGUCCAAAGAUUAUGAACUAAAUUUUUACCUUUCCUAUGUACUUCCUAUUCUUUUAGAAUAAUUUUAACUUUUCACGCGAGCCCAAUUAUAUAUAUUCGCGAAUGCGCGAUAUAAAUUCGCGAGCAUUUUUGCAUCAACCACGUCAAAUUGAAUAAAAAUGAUAAAAAGUUAAAAAAAAUAUUAAUAAUAAUAAUAAUAAUAAUAAAAUAAAGUAUACAAAAGAAAGAGAAAGAAAAAGAAUCACACGCAUCUACACACGCAUGCCGGACGAGUGUGCUACACGCACACGCGGAAAAAAACACUAAUUGUGGCCUUAUCCGCACGAGUACAUAAAGUUAAAAAAAAAAAAAAACUAACGUUUUAUGAGAAAUUAAUUAGUUGUUGAGAUAUAUAUAUAUACGGUACUAUAUGGUAGAGAUGUGUUACCGUCGAGAAGAGAUGAAAUAAAUGUGCAAAUGAAUGGGCAAAUAAACGGUAGCGUACCUCUAUAUAUAUAUAAAAAAAUAUAAAAAAAAAAAAAAAAAAAA
Molecule: messenger RNA, 6021 nt
Organism: Apis mellifera (honey bee)
Lineage: Eukaryota; Metazoa; Arthropoda; Insecta; Hymenoptera; Apidae
Gene: Lmpt
Product: four and a half LIM domains protein 2
Exons: 10
Coding region: 65-4099 (1344 amino acids)
Cellular component (GO): nucleus; Z disc
Molecular function (GO): zinc ion binding; transcription coregulator activity
Source: RefSeq, a predicted model, not a curated record